Bipolaris maydis ATCC 48331 is the source of this 873-nucleotide messenger RNA. The record is from RefSeq and is a predicted model, not a curated record. Lineage: Eukaryota; Fungi; Ascomycota; Dothideomycetes; Pleosporales; Pleosporaceae.
ACCCAGAUAGCAGUCGCUGCUUUCCAGACUAACCUGGAGGGAUAUCUCGUGGAGCCCGCCCCGGUUAGAGCAGUGGCCGCUCGUGAUGAAGGCUGUAGCAAGCUACCCAAGCUCUGCACAGAUACGGUGCUACUCCACGGUGGUCAGACGAUUCUCACCUAUCUGUGCCCCGAGACUCAGGGCCCGACUGCCACUGUCACUAUCACCUCGACUACUACUCGUACUGUGACUGGCAGCGCCACCCAUUCCCCAUCUUCUGGUCAGGCUGGGCUUUCUGUCUUUGCUUGCGAUGAACUUACCACGACUAUGACAGUCCAGUCAACGACGCAAGUCACGGUUACAGAGAAGGUCAUCAGAGCUAGCACCGCUACCACCCCUUCAAUCCUCCCGCCACCGGCUAUCAUCACUGCUACUUUUACAGCAAUCCCGCUCUCUGAGUUACGACCACCGUUCCCCAUCAAGCCGACGUGGUCUGAGUUCAAGAAUGUGUCUACCACGAGUUCUCCAGCAGCUACCGGGAUGAGGGAGCCUCCGGUCUUCAACUUGACCUCCCCAGUCAUAAACUUCACCUCUUUCGACUUGUUCCCCACUCACGCACCCACUAACUCUUCUUCGACUAUCUACAUCCCCUCGACUACCCCUGUUGUUUCGGUCACCUACUAUCCACAUUCACCCACUAACAGCACCUCGUCCGGCAUUGGAUAUAACGUUCCCAGUUUGAAUGUCAUCAGACAGGCCGGAUCUACUACGACUGUCACCACUACUGCCUCUGGCAUCAUCACGACUGAGACAGAUAUGGCUAAUGAGAGUGGCAAUGGCGUAUCUUUCGUUGCGCUAUUCCUCGGCAUGGUGGCCACUGCUCUCAUGUUCUGA